Molecule: messenger RNA, 1941 nt
Organism: Sporothrix brasiliensis 5110
Lineage: Eukaryota; Fungi; Ascomycota; Sordariomycetes; Ophiostomatales; Ophiostomataceae
Product: MFS transporter, DHA1 family, multidrug resistance protein
Exons: 2
Coding region: 1-1941 (646 amino acids)
Biological process (GO): transmembrane transport
Molecular function (GO): transmembrane transporter activity
Source: RefSeq, a predicted model, not a curated record
AUGGCCAACAUCGACGACGAUUUUAUCGCCGCCGAGGAGGACGCCUCCCCCAGAAUGUUCCCCGAAAGGCGGCGCUCCAGCGUCGCGCGCCACCGCGACGACCUUGAGCGUAUCCCGACCGCCACGUCCUCUUCGUCGUCGUCUGUCAGCGACAAUGUCGCCGCCCGCCAGCGUUCGGCUGCUGGCCCUUCGGGCCUCGACCGCACCCGCAGCGAGCUCGAGAUUGAGCGCCAGCAAACCCAGUUGCAACGCAUCCAGACCGCGAGGAGUCAGCACAGCGGCACCGUGGGCCGCAGCCUCACAAGCCGCCGCUCCCAGAAGCCCCUGCCGGCUUUCGGCGAGGGCAAGCCCUAUCCGCCGCCGAUGCCCGACCAGGAGCAGUACGUCGUCGAGUUUGAUGGGCCGGAUGACCCGCUGCACGCGCAGAACUGGCCGAUCAAGAAAAAGGUUUUCACUGGUGCCUUUUUGGGAUUUACGACAAUGACGUCCGCCUUUGCCUCGUCCAUUUUCUCCGCUGCCACAGGAGCUGUUGCGAGGGAGUUUGGCGUGUCGACCGAGGUCGGUAUUUUGGGUGUGUCCUUCUACGUCCUGGGUUUCGCCUUUGGUCCCACCCUCUGGGCGCCUCUUUCUGAGCUCAAGGGCCGUCGUCUGCCCGUCAACAUCUCCAUGUUCGGUUUUAUGGUCUUCUCGUUCGCCGUCGCCACCGCAAAGGAUCUUCAAACGGUGCUUAUCUGCCGCUUCUUUGCUGGUUUCUUCGGUGCUUGCCCGCUGGCCGUCGUCGCCGCUAUUUUUUCUGACAUGUUCGACAACCGGACGCGAGGUAUUGCCAUCACGAUCUUCUCGAUUGCUGUCUUUGCUGGUCCUCUGCUUGGCCCCUUCAUUGGUGGCUUUAUUACGCAGUCGUACUUGGGCUGGCGCUGGACCAUGUAUCUUGCCGGCAUCAUGGGCGCUACUUGCUUCUGCCUGAACAUCUUCUUUCUCGAGGAGACCUACCCGCCCGCGAUUCUGGUCCAGAAGGCUGCUGACCUGCGCCGCCGCACCAAGAACUGGGGCAUCCACGCCCGCCAGGAAGAGAUCGAGAUUGACUUCCGCGAACUGAUCAACAAGAACUUUUCGCGCCCCAUGCGGCUGCUGUUUGGCGAGCCCAUUGUCCUGCUGCUGUCCCUCUACAUGUCCUUUGUGUACGGAAUCCUGUACUUGUUCCUGACGGCCUAUCCCUUUGUCUUCCAAGGCGUGCAUCACUUCUCGCCGGGUGUUGGCGGUCUGCCCUUCUUCGGCAUGAUCGUCGGCCAGGUGAUUGCUGGCAUCACCAUGAUUCUGCAGCAGCCGUGGUACAACCGCAAACUCAAGGCCAACAACAACGUUCCCAUCCCUGAGUGGCGUCUGCCUUCUGUCGUUGCCGGCGGCGUUGCUUUUACCGCUGGCAUCUUCUGGUUUGGCUGGUCGGGCUACCGCAAGGACAUUCACUGGAUCGUCCCCAGCUUGUCUGGCAUCCUUACUGGUUUCGGUCUGAUGUCUAUCUUCCUGCAGUCCCUCAACUACCUGAUCGAUGCGUACCUCAUGUUCGCCGCCUCCGCCAUUGCCGGCAACACGUUUAUGCGCUCCCUGUUUGGCGCUGGUUUCCCGCUCUUCGCUACCUACAUGUUUAAUGGCCUCGGCAUCCAGUGGGCUAGUACGCUGCUCGGUAGCGUCGGCGCCGUGCUCAUUCCGAUCCCCGUUGUAUUCCUGAUCUACGGCCACCGGAUUCGCAAGCACAGCCGCUUUGCGCCUACCCCUCCGCCCCACGCAGCCGCUCCUGCAGCCGCCGCCGAAGACGAGGCCGACGGUGAGGGCAGUGCCAGCGCGGCUGGCAACGUCGAGAAGGAUGGUGUGCCCAUUGGCGACGCACCGCGCAACGACGUUGAGGCCGCCGCCGCCAACACCAAGAACAAGGCUCUGUAG